GUUGACGAUGUUCGAAAACAGUUGAGAAGAAUAGCACAGCGUUUGGGCAUAUCCCUUAAAUCUUGUGACCACGAUAUGCAGGCAGUGAGGAAGGCAGUUACUGCUGGAUUUUUCUCUAACGCUUGUCGCAUAGAAGCCUUCAGCCAUAACGACGCAUACAAAACUAUACGAGGUUCACAAGAAGUCUAUAUUCACCCUUCGUCUGUAUUAUUCAGAGUGAAUCCAAAGUGGGUGAUCUACCAUUCUAUUGUCUCGACUGAGCGUCAGUACAUGCGCAAUGUCAUCACUAUAGAACCCUCGUGGCUGCCAGAGGCUGCUCCGCACUUCUACCACCGCCAACAGCUCGAUCCUAGAUUGCAUUCCCUUUGACAAUAAACCUUAUGCCGGAUCCGUGCUCCUUCUCGGUUGCUCACUCCCGCCACUUGCGAUUGUUUGCCUGAAGAUGUAUGCACCAGUGAAAGAGCUUAGAUACACCUCAUGCAAACUUGUUUCGUCGCAGACCUCUGUGAGAUUGCUAAAUUUGAAGCUAGAGGUGAAAGAGGCAGAGGUACUGAUUCCUUGAGGUGGUGGUGGUGCUACUUAGUCAGUCGGAUUAACUUUCAAUUCAUCAAAAUCAGGAGUCUCAUCAUUGUCACAGUGAAAUCAAAUGUAUUAGGUGGUUGGAAUAUCAAAUGGUGAGUUGUAUCAGUCAAUUCCUCUAAAAUGAUUAAAAAGUUGUAUUCGAGUUUCUAUGUAAAAUGGGCAUCCGCGUCACUGCUUACCCAUUCAUAUUCUUACUCUAUGGAUCCAACCACAAAAAGUAGGUCAUUUUAUUUCGACUAUCAAAACUAGACUAUUUCUUUAAUAAUAAUAUAUUCUCUCAAUCCACUAAAAA
Molecule: messenger RNA, 874 nt
Organism: Salvia splendens (bonfire salvia)
Lineage: Eukaryota; Viridiplantae; Streptophyta; Magnoliopsida; Lamiales; Lamiaceae
Product: probable pre-mRNA-splicing factor ATP-dependent RNA helicase DEAH9
Exons: 4
Coding region: 76-369 (97 amino acids)
Source: RefSeq, a predicted model, not a curated record